CAACAGAGAAGCUGAAUGCCAAGCCUGGUUUCUUUGCUUCCCUGGUGAACACGGUGGUUGAACUUCUGGGCGAUGCUUUCCCUGAGGUCAAAAAAGAUCCCCAACAUAUUAUGGAUAUUAUAAACGAGGAGGAGCUGCAGUUUCUUAAGACUUUGACUCGCGGUCGCAAUUUGCUCAAUCGCACCAUUGAAAAGCUGGGCGCUAAUCAGACCACCAUACCCGGCGAUGUUGCCUGGCGUCUUUACGAUACCUAUGGCUUUCCAGUGGACUUGACCCAGCUUAUGGCAGAAGAAAAGUCUAUGCAGAUCGAUAUGGCUGGCUAUGAUGCAGCUAAGCAGAACUCUUAUAUUCUGUCGCAAGGCAAGGGAGCUAGCAAAAUUGAGGAAAUCAAUCUAGAUGUGCAUGCCAUAUCACAGCUGCAGGAACAAGGCGUGCCACCCAGCAACGACUCCUUCAAAUACAAGUACGAAGCAGAGUCAGAUGAGCACAACUCCCCCUAUAAUUUCAGCGAGUGCACCAGCAAAAUUGUUGCGCUACGUUUUGAAAAUCAAUUCGUAAACGAAAUUAGCAGCGGCCAAAAGGCAGGCAUUGUGCUGGACAAGACCAACUUUUAUGCUGAAAGCGGUGGACAAAUUUAUGACCAGGGUGCGCUCGUCAAGGUUAACGACGAAGCUAACGAGUUUCUUGUCGAUCGUGUCUACAAUCGUGGCGGUUAUAUAUUGCAUAUUGGCGUAGUGGAAGGUCAUCUGUCUGUGGGCGAUGAGGUGCAGCUGCAUAUUGAUGUGGAGCGUCGUUGGCUGACUAUGAAGAAUCAUUCUGCUACACAUGCACUAAAUCAUUGCCUGCUGCAGGUGCUGGGCAAGGAUACAGAGCAGAAGGGCUCGCUGGUGGUGCCCGAAAAGCUGCGCUUCGAUUUCAACUGCAAGGCUGCCAUGACCAUUGAGCAGGUUGCCAAGACAGAGCAGUUGACGCGUGAUAUGGUCUACAAGAAUAUGCCCAUCUACGCCAAGGAGUCCAAACUGGCCAUGGCCAAACGCAUACGUGGACUGCGCUCUGUAUUCGAUGAGGUCUACCCCGAUCCAGUGCGUGUGAUUUCCUUUGGCGUGCCUGUGGAUCAGCUGGAGGAGCAACCCGAUGCCGAAGCUGGUGAACAGACUUCUGUUGAAUUCUGUGGCGGCACGCAUCUGCGUCGCUCUGGUCAUAUUAUGGAUUUCGUCAUAAGCAGUGAGGAGGCUAUAGCCAAGGGCAUACGCCGCAUUGUGGCCCUGACUGGACCCGAAGCCUUGAAGGCGCUAAAGAAGAGCGAAGCCUUUGAGCAGGAAAUUGCCAAGCUUCAAGCUACUAUUGAAGCAGACAAAGCUGGCAAGGAUUCCAAGCUAUAUGUAAAACAAAUUGUUGAACUUACCGAACAAAUCUCGCAUGCUACCAUACCGUAUGUGAAGAAGGAUGAAAUGCGCAACUUACUCAAGUCUCUCAAGAAGACACUGGAUGAUAAGGAGCGUGCUUUGCGUGCUGCCGUCUCCGUUACCGUGGUGGAGCGUGCCAAGGCCUUGUGUGAUGCUGAUCCCAAAGCCACUGUGCUGGUACAGCAGCUUGAGGCUUACAACAAUACCAAGGCACUAGAUGCUGCGCUUAAGCAGGUGCGUUCGCAAUUGCCCGACGCUGCUGCCAUGUUCAUCUCUGUCGAUGCGGACUCAAAGAAGAUCUUUUGUCUCUGCUCGGUGCCCAAGACUGCGGUGGAGAAGGGCUUGAAGGCCAAUGAGUGGGUGGCCCAUGUGUCACCCGCGUUAGGCGGCAAAGGUGGCGGCAAACCCGAGUCCGCUCAAGCUUCGGGCAGCAACUAUGAGCGUGUUGAUGAAAUAGUUCAGCUCGCCUGCCAGUUUGCCAAGACCAAGUUGGCCUAAAUAUAUCCCAUACUCACAGGAAAUUAUUAUUAACUUAAGAGCUGUUCAAAACGGUUCCAACUGCAUUUGAAAUGAUUUAUUGCUUAUUUAUG
Molecule: messenger RNA, 1996 nt
Organism: Drosophila busckii
Lineage: Eukaryota; Metazoa; Arthropoda; Insecta; Diptera; Drosophilidae
Gene: AlaRS
Product: alanine--tRNA ligase, cytoplasmic
Exons: 1
Coding region: 111-1904 (597 amino acids)
Biological process (GO): alanyl-tRNA aminoacylation; tRNA modification
Cellular component (GO): mitochondrion; cytoplasm
Molecular function (GO): ATP binding; amino acid binding; nucleic acid binding
Source: RefSeq, a predicted model, not a curated record